UUUAGUCACCAGUUUACAUGUUUUCUUAUAAUGAAAAUCUAGAUAUUAACGCAUUGAGUGCUUUGUGAUAGGUGAGGCGAGGCAAUUUAUUUAUAUAGCACAUUUCAGUAACGAGACAAUUCAAAGUGCUGAAUAUUAGCACAUUAGGAAAAUAUGAUGUGGUGGAAAUUUUCCACGUUGUACUAUCUUGAGCAUUUUGAUCCCUCUUCUUUUUUUUUCAAGCUUAUAGUCUUACACCCGGUUCUUGUCACAGAACCGGCUACAGGAGCUCUGGACCCUGUUUGUAGACAUUGACCUGAUCAAGACUAUGUGAGCCAGAGUGCUUUAGGUUAAACAGGACGAGCAAAACUUCCCAAUAGCUCAGUGACAUGUGAUUAUCUUAACAUCAACAAGACUACACCAAAAAGCAGAUGUCAGUAGUCAGUCCCUAGUUUACGCUGUUAAACCACAACACGCUGACUGUGAGGAACCACAAUAGCAUAAUGUGCAAGCUGAGCACUUUCAGUCACGAUAAAGAGACUCCAGAUCUGUCAAUCCCUGUCCUUUGUGUCCCGGUUACCUUCUCAUCACCAAGGGUUUAAUUACUACUGAGGCAACCGAAGAGACGCCUCAUGAGGGACCAGACGGAGGAGAGGAGAGGAGAGCAAUCGGGUGCGGCAGAACACAAACCAGGAGGCUCAGACUCGUAGCGUCGGAACAUCAAAGCGCUGGCUUGAAGUUGCAGAGCCGAGAUCUGUCCCGGCAUGAUGAGAUUUGCAGAUAGGCGUGUGUGAGUAAAAGCACCGAUGUUGGAGAGAGGAAUCAAAGGGAUCUCUGAUCAAAAAAACACUCUGCUGCAGAUUCCCCCAGUUUUCGCAAAGGCUUCGUCCGCGACUUCUCCCAGAGUUCAGCUCCGUGCGGCCGUCCUCCAGGCAUGCCGGGGGACGUCGUCGCGGGGUCCCAGCAGGGGGAGCCGGCUGGUGCAGCGGCCUGCCCCGGCCCCGGGGAGGCCGUGGAUCUGGAGUGUCCCGUCUGCUACCAGGAGUACAACCAGUACAACAAAAGCCCCCGCAUGUUGGAGUGCCUCCACGUUUUCUGCACGGAGUGCCUGCAGAGGAUCCAGCUCAGCCCCUGCGACCCCGCCGACCCCCGCCACGGCCCGCAGGCCAUCCCCUGCCCCCUGUGCCGCCACUUAACCCCUCUUCACGCCGGCAACGCCCUCGCCCUGCCCUGCAACUCCCAGAUCAUGUCCAGGCUGUCCCACGUGGCCUUCCGCAUGCCCGCGACGGUGGCCACCCGCGUGGCCACGGUCACGCAGCGAGUGGUGCUCUCGCUGGACGGCGGGGCCACCAGCUCCAGCUCCAGCAGCAGGGACAGCCGCUUCAUCAUCCUGCCCACCGUCAGCCUGCAGGUGCAGCAGAUGCACCCGGGCAGGCCGUACGGCGCCGCUCCCGGGCUGAUGGGCGAGCAGGGGGUCAUCCAGCAGAGCAGGAGGACCCUGCUGUGCGUGCAGCUGCUGGCGGUCGUCUUUUGGGUGCUGUUUGUGAUCACCUGCGUGGUCGGCGUGGUGUUCGGGCCGCAUUUCUUCAACAGGAAGUUUUAGCUGGUG
Molecule: messenger RNA, 1588 nt
Organism: Fundulus heteroclitus (mummichog)
Lineage: Eukaryota; Metazoa; Chordata; Actinopteri; Cyprinodontiformes; Fundulidae
Product: RING finger domain-containing protein
Exons: 2
Coding region: 914-1582 (222 amino acids)
Biological process (GO): protein ubiquitination
Molecular function (GO): ubiquitin protein ligase activity
Source: RefSeq, a predicted model, not a curated record